Messenger RNA from Myotis myotis, 2652 nucleotides. RefSeq names its product C-X-C motif chemokine ligand 11 (gene CXCL11). Bases 79 to 474 code for a protein of 131 amino acids. Gene Ontology annotation, molecular function: CXCR chemokine receptor binding; chemokine activity. Lineage: Eukaryota; Metazoa; Chordata; Mammalia; Chiroptera; Vespertilionidae. Gene Ontology annotation, cellular component: extracellular region. The transcript is spliced from 4 exons. Gene Ontology annotation, biological process: antimicrobial humoral immune response mediated by antimicrobial peptide; cellular response to lipopolysaccharide; inflammatory response. The record is from RefSeq and is a predicted model, not a curated record.
GAAACUCUUGGAAGCAAGAAAGGAGCAUGACUCAAGGAGGGAAAUUCCUGUUGCCAUUAAGGAUUGCUAGUAUAUAAAAUGCCCUCUCUAUGCCAACUAAGAAUUCCCUUCUAUGUUCAGCUUUUCUACUCCCUCCAAGAAGAGAUCAAAUCUGAAGCAGCAGCAACAAACAUGAAUGUGAAGGGCUUGGCUAUAGUCUUGGCUGUGAUAUUCUGUGCUACAAUUGCUCAAGGUUUCCCAAUGUUCAAAGGAGGACGCUGUCUCUGCAUCGGCCCUGGGGUAAAGGCAGUGAAAGUGGCAGAUAUUGAGAAAAUCUCUGUAAUUUACCCAAGUAACAACUGUGACAAAGUAGAAGUGAUUAUCACCUUAAAAGCACAUAAAGGACAAAGAUGCCUAAAUCCCAGAUCAAAGCAAGCAAACAUUAUAAUAAAGAAAGUUGAAAGAAGGAAUUUUUUAAAACAUCAAAACAUCUGAAGUCCUGGAAAAAAGGAUAUAAAAACUCAGAACAAUUUUAACUGUGAUGAUAAAAUGAUAAGCAUUCUGUAAUAGGGAAAUGACUUUCUGCUGCCUAUUGCAAUGUGCAUUCAUGCAUUUGGAGAAUUUGUAAGUUUGGAACCUUCUAGAAGACUGAAUGUUUAUAACUAUUCUGCUGUGAUGAUGAAAACAUUUCUAAGUUAUCUGUCUGUACUUGAUCUACAUUCCAUAUUACAAUCUGCAGUUAAAAUGGAGACAUUAAUAUUAUUACUGGAGUCAAGAUCUUAUGAGUCAAAAGCAUCCAUCCAUGUAUAUAAUAAACAUCCCCCCCCAAAUUUUUUAAUGCAAAUCCACAUUUCUUUUCCCAAAAAUCAUAUAGCACAUAUAUACCUAGGAAAAAGUUCUUACAUGUCAUCUUGUUUAUAAAAAGGCAAUAAUUCAUGAAAUGUACUAUGAUAAAAUUAUAUGCUAAGGAAAACUGGUAAGAAUGCAAAUAUUUCAUAACUGAAUUAGCAGCUCUGGUCUUAACUUGAUUUUAGCAACUUUUUCAUUGAUAUGUUUUGAAACAUUUAGGGCAUGUGGGUUUACUGUGCGUUUUGGUUGUAUCUAUUUUUAUAAAUUAUAGCAACAUUUUGGACACAUUUUAAAUAUAAAAUGUUUUUUGUCUACCAAAGAAAAUGUCGAAAAUAAAUAUAUAUACAUAUCUGGCAAUCACCUUUACUUUCUGUGAUUCUUUUUCUUAGGAAAAUAUAUAAUUUUACCUUUGUAAGUCAUGCCUAUACUAUACAAUUUAGGGAUAUCUAAGAUAGUUUUACUUUUUAAAGUACCACCACUUCAUUUAUAUUGGUAGGUAUAGGAUAGUUAACAAUUAACUAAUACAGCACACAGAGAUGGUAUCUGGACAAUAAAAUAAUGAGGGGUUCAUGGCGGUCUUGUGCUCUGGUGGGAGAUUGUGACCUGAGGAGUCUGGAAAAGAAGAUUACUCUGACAUUCCAACAGUAGGUUACCAUAGCAGCAAAAGGACAACAGAGAGGCUCCAUUAUGGUAAAGAUUGUCAAGGAAGAUUCAGUCCUAGGACAUGACUACCUACCAUGACAUACUUUUAGUUAGGAAGUUUCAAUCUCUGAGCAUUCUAUGUGGUUUAGUUUAGGUCUCCGAGUUUGUAAGGCCCUCUAUGCAGGCCUCCCCUGAGCUUGUCAGAUUUAGUAUGUGGCCCCUUUUUUGUCCACACUUUGUAAAACAGAGACAUUCAUUUGUCUUCCAAAAAUAUGAUAUGCCUUUAACAAUUUCACCUUGUAUUUAAAAAAGCAUAAAGCUACCUGUCAACACACAGAAUUUUUUAGAAAUAUAUUUUAAUAGGUAGUUGUGAAGGAAAAUUUGUCUCUCUUUUUAAGGGGUCUUCCUAAGUCCAAACCCCCUUUUUACUUGGGGGCAAAUCCCUUCUUAUGAGAGUUUUGGUGAGAGACCAAAAAGGAGAAGCCAAAGGAAGGAGAUCCUUCCCUUCUUGGCAGCCAGAACAAGAUCUCAGCCAAGCCACACCUACCCUAGACUUUGAACUCCAACUAGCACCUGUCAAAUAAGCUACCAGUAAGUAAAUUAUUUAAACUGGCAGUAGAAACAGUGUAAGUCCUAACACAUGUUUGUGCGGCAUGGCUGGGUAGUAUUCCUUGCCACCAAGCUCCCUUAGGUUUUUGUCAAUUUUCCAAGAAUCAAGCCUGAUUCUUCAGUCUUCCUUUAGAUUCUUCAAUUAAAUUCCUUUUAGCCGAAGCUAGCCAGAGUUGAUUUCUCUAUCAUGUAACAAAAAACCUUAGCUAAUACAGCAUUCUUUAUAUAGACACCUAUACAUCUGAGAAAUAAAAAUAUUUGUUACAGAAUUACCAAAAUAGGACAUUUCUGCUUAUCUGAACAAAAGGACAAUUUUACAAUAUAGACCAAUCUUGAAAACAUUAUACUAAGCAAAAAAGGCAAUUACAAAAGACAUAUUUAUGAUUCCAUUAAACAAAAUGUCCAGAAUAGGCAAAUCUAUAGAGACAGACAGUAGGUUAGUUAUUGCCAAGGAUAAGAGGUAACAAGAAGUGACUCUUAACAGAUACGGGGUUUCUUUUGGAGGUGAUAAAAAUGUUCUAGCUUUGGCCAGGUGGUUCAGUUGGUUGGAGCAUCGUCCCACCACCAAAAGGU